GCGGUGGGACCCUGCAGCAUUUGGGCGACGAGGCUUCUUGUCGCCCCUACUGUGUGCUUGGCCAAUGGGCGCGUCGAGGGGGAACUUAGGGCCGCGUGGAGGGUUGUGUGGAGACGUCUGCGUGAAGUCAUAAAUCCCCCUCCCACCCGCAACAACAGCCCACUGCCAAACCCCAAGUCAGAACGUUGUCCGGGGCACCUUCAAGGGCUCGUGAAAGGUGGUCUCCUGAGAGGAAUACAUGCUGGUGAAGCUCUGAGAGGAAGGAAUUUGAUGGCGAGCGCUUGGGAUGUACAGAACCGCACGGGCUCCUUCAUCCCGGCAGGCCCAGGCUCCGAGGCCAGGCCCCGCGCGAGAGGAGGGGGCGCAGGAGGAGGUGGAGGAGGGGGAGGCGGGCCACGCAAGGAGCGGCCCAAGAGCAGCGCCGGCCCCGAGUCCGCCGACAGCAGGCUCCACCGCAAGGCCCGCUCGGCCAGCCUGGAGGCCGGCACGCGGCCCUGGCGCGGUAGCGCCAGCGGGGAGUCGCCGGAGCCGGGCGCGGGGGGCGGAGCCCACGCGGAGCGCGCUGGGUCGGGGGCCCCGCCGGCCCGACCCGUGCGCAGCAGCACCAGCGGGGAGUCGUCUGGGCCCGAGAGGCGAGCAGCUGCAGCGGGGAGUCCGCGGGGCCCGAGCGCUCGGGCCGCGAGUCGCCGUCCUCAUCGUCGCGCCCGCGGUGCCGCCCGCUGA
This is a messenger RNA of Petromyzon marinus (sea lamprey), 723 nucleotides long. Lineage: Eukaryota; Metazoa; Chordata; Hyperoartia; Petromyzontiformes; Petromyzontidae. The record is from RefSeq and is a predicted model, not a curated record.